AAACCUCUCAACUCUAUCCUCCGCUUCUACGACUCUUUGAUUUCAUCUUUACAUUUUAGCAUUUGUUUCUCAAUAUGGCUAACAUGCAAAUUCCAACAUCCCCUCCCUCAACCUCCAACGCAUAGAAACCAAAUCACCGUUCUUAGCAUUGAUGGAGGGGGAAUAAGAGGCAUUAUACCAGGAACUAUCCUUGCCUUUUUAGAGUCUGAGCUUCAGAAGCUGGAUGGUGCAGAGGCAAGACUUGCAGACUACUUUGAUGUGAUUUCAGGGACCAGCACUGGUGGCCUCGUGACUGCUAUGCUAACUGCCCCUAAUGAGCGAAACCGCCCUUUGUUUGCUGCUAAAGACAUUAACAACUUCUACUUAGAGAAUUGCCCUAAAAUCUUUCCCCAAGACGGAUCUCCAUUUGCUUCAGCUGCAAAUCUUGUCAAGACAUUGACUGGACCAAAGUAUGAUGGCAAAUUCUUGCAUAGCAUUGUCAAGGAAAAGUUGGGGGAUACAUGGUUGCGCCAGACUUUGACAAAUAUUGUGAUCCCAACUUUUGACAUCAAGCGCCUCCAGCCAACUAUCUUUUCUAACUAUCAGGUGAAGAAUAACCCAUCAACGGAUGCCCUUUUGUCCGAUAUCUGCAUUGGAACUUCAGCUGCCCCGACUUAUCUUCCGGCCCAUUAUUUUGAAACCAAAGAUCCAUCCGGCAAAGUUAGAGAAUUCAAUCUUAUUGAUGGUGGUGUGGCAGCAAACAAUCCAGUAUUAGUUGCCAUAAGUGAAGUUUCAAAAGCCAUCAAUAGGGAGAGUCCUGGCUCCUUCCGCAUGAACCCAAUGGAAUAUGGUCGAUUUCUAGUCCUGUCGUUGGGCACUGGUACAGCAAAAUCGGAAGGAAAGUAUGAUGCCGAUGAAGCAGCCAAGUGGGGUAUCUUUGGAUGGUUGACUAGUGAUCAUUCUACUCCAUUAGUGGAUGUUUUUACACAAGCUAGUGGUGACAUGGUUGAUUUUCAUAUUUCCACUGUUUUUCAAGCCCUUAACUCUGAAGAAAAUUAUCUUCGAAUUCAGGAUGACACAUUGACUGGAACACUUUCAUCCGUGGAUGUUGCUACAAAAGAGAAUUUGGAAAAUCUUGUAAAAGUGGGUGAGAAAUUACUGGAGAAACCAGUUUCAAGAGUGAAUUUGGCUACUGGAGUCUAUGAACCUAUUAAUAAGAUGACUAAUGAAGAGGCUCUCACAAAGUUGGCUAAAUUACUCUCAAGGGAGAAGCAACUUCGUGAAGUUAGGUCAUCAUUUCUUGGAAAAGCUUCUGCUUCAAAAUUAUGAACAUGGAAAUAAUUAAUGAGGCUAUUCGUUUCAUUUUCUCAAGAAG
Messenger RNA from Populus trichocarpa (black cottonwood), 1354 nucleotides. Its product is annotated as patatin-like protein 2. Gene Ontology annotation, biological process: lipid metabolic process. NCBI's taxonomy places the organism in Eukaryota, Viridiplantae, Streptophyta, Magnoliopsida, Malpighiales, Salicaceae. Gene Ontology annotation, molecular function: glycerophospholipase activity; monoacylglycerol lipase activity. The annotation marks the transcript as partial. The record is from RefSeq and is a predicted model, not a curated record. The transcript has 6 exons.